Molecule: messenger RNA, 1465 nt
Organism: Bolinopsis microptera
Lineage: Eukaryota; Metazoa; Ctenophora; Tentaculata; Lobata; Bolinopsidae
Exons: 11
Coding region: 95-1225 (376 amino acids)
Source: RefSeq, a predicted model, not a curated record
GCUACCUGUUGUCCUGUUGUCUGAGCCACUAUUUCAUCUUACACUUCCAUUAUCUUUCGCUGUUUGUUCUGGUUAACUGGUUGGAGUGUUUGUCAUGGCUAAUAUACUACGACUAAAACGGGCCCUAUACGUUCCCAGGUCUCACUCCUGUCCGGACGGUAUACGUGUAGACGACCUAGGAGAUUUCAAACUUGAGCUGGUCCGACGACACAACCCCCAUGCUCGCCGUGUAUGUCAUAUCAAGGGACUGAAUGAUGUGCCAGUGUGCGUUGUUAGAGAUGAACUCAACGCUGAGUGGGAAAACAGGUUUAUUGUGUCCCCUGGAUCACUCGCACCAGCAUUCUCAAAACCGAAGAAGAAGCCAUUCGACAAAAACAAUGACUAUGGAUAUCUGACAGAAAAUCACAGCACCGACUUUAAGGAGCACAAUACUCCCCGCCCUGUAACGAUAUGCGAGGUGUACGAGUUGUCGGAUCUGGUAAAGACAUCAGUGCUAGAUAUUAUGAAGUCAGUACGAAGUGGUAAACCUGAUCUUGACAGCUCUACAGACCCAACCAGACCCAAAUCUGCUCCUUUAUCAACAGCAAAGAUCACUCCAUUCGAUAAAUAUCGUUCAAGGACGUCAUCGAGAGUGAGUGUGCCUAAAAUGUCACUCAUACCGGGGGAGAAUGGUUAUGAGAACGAUCUGAACGACGAACUGGAUAGUAUUCAGGCUCUCGAUAUACUCUGCAGUAUUUUACAAACGAAUUCGUUGCAAACUGUCCAGGCGUGGAUAGAACAGGCAACUGAUGAAGAAAGAACAGUGGUAUUGAAGGCUUUGCGUGACAUGAAAGAAAAGGGACUGUUAGCCAAACCAAGCUCUGUUUAUCAGAAUCAUCUUGCAGUUUUGCCUGAGGACAAAGUCUCCGUCUCCUACGAGAGAAAGUGGAACCAAGUCAAGUCAAUCGAAGAUUCGGGAGAAAGACUUAUACCAGACCCAGCACCAAUAGAAGUGCCCAAACCCCCACCCGUAGCAAGGACCCCUACUAUUGGCACACAGACUCCUGUAUCAGUUCUGAGCAAACCGAAGAAACAAGUUGGAGAAAGACCACCGACCAGAAUUCAGAUGUCUGGUCUCAGUAGGCCGACCAGUCAGAUGGCACAAAGUCCCCUUGGACGACCUUCUACCAUGAGAAGUGUCCGAGAAAAAUUUUAUCACAUCAAUGGUUUCGUUGAACGAUAUUGAAUCAUGAGUGGACGAAGUACAGCGACCCCGGCAAAGGAUCCCGGAUUCUCCUGGACUGUUAAACACCGUGACAGUGUGGCCCAUGACGUCAUUUCUAAAGCAUGACGUCAUUUCUAAAGCAUGACGUCACUUGAUGGCGUCACUUCUAAGGCUUAAAACUUCUCUUGGGCGGGACCACCAUUUUACCAUUUAGUUGAAAACAUUUUAAGUUAUGUACUUGUAGUCUUAGCUGUACAGAAA